UUCUUUCUUUCUUCUCUUUCUUUCAUUUCUUCUGUUUAUCUUUUUUCACAGUUUCAAGCAAUUUUAUUUUCUUCGACUUUCUUAAUUGUCUGAUCAGUUAAUGUUAAGUUGUCAUCGCUAAUUUUCAGUUGUAUAGUGUUAUAUCAUUACUGGUUCAAUUUGUGAAUUCAUUCUUUUUCUGUAAUAGUGAUUCAUUCUAGUAUUAACUUUUGUUCUUCACAAUGACAAAUAUCUUUCAUAUAUUGAUAUUAAUCUUGGCUUCUCUGACCCUUGGUCACUCUGAUAAAUCAGUUCGUGUCGCUUUGAAGAAAAUUGAAUCCGUCAGACAUAAACUACAUUCUGCUGGUACCCCAAUUAAGUAUGCUUUACCUCGAAACCAUCUUAAAUCCCUUGUCAAAAAUGGACCUAUUCCUGAACCUUUAAGCAAUUAUCUUGAUGCCCAAUAUUAUGGUGAAAUUUCAAUUGGAACCCCACCACAACCUUUCAAAGUUAUUUUUGAUACUGGUUCUUCAAACCUUUGGGUCCCAUCCAAACAAUGUAAAUGGACAAAUAUUGCCUGUUUACUUCACAACAAAUAUGAUCACGGCAAAAGCAGCACUUAUGUAGCUAAUGGUACCGAUUUGGAACUUCGUUAUGGAACUGGUUCUAUGAAAGGCUUCUUAUCCACAGAUGUUGUUCGAGUUGGGACUGCUGCUGUUAGUAACCAAACAUUUGGUGAAGCAGUUAUUGAACCAGGAAUAACUUUCGUUGCAGCCAAAUUUGAUGGCAUUUUAGGCCUUGGAUUCUCAAGUAUUUCCGUUGAUGGUGUCCCAACUGUAUUUGAAAAUAUGGUCGCUCAAAAUUUGGUUGAUCAACCAGUCUUCUCAUUCUACCUGAGUCGAGAUCCAAGUGCUUCAGUUGGUGGUGAAAUCAUUUUUGGUGGAUCUGAUCCUGAUCAUUAUGAAGGUGAACUAUCUUAUGUUCCAGUCACCCGCAAAGCUUAUUGGCAAUUUGAAAUGGACUCAGUUACAGUUGAUGGUUUGGAAGAUGGCUUUUGCAAAGGUGGAUGCCAAGCUAUUGCUGAUACAGGAACUUCGCUAAUUGCUGGACCUGUUGAAGAAGUUUCUUACAUAAACAAAUUUCUCAAAGCUAAACCUUUGGUUAACGGAGAAUAUUCAGUUGAUUGUGAUCGCAUCCCAAGUCUUCCCACUAUCACCUUCACAAUAGGAGGAAAUCAAUAUUCUUUAACUGGAAAAGAUUAUAUAUUACAGGUCAGUCAAUUUGGACGAACAAUUUGCCUCGUUGGUCUAAUUGCCAUGGAUAUUCCCAAGCCCAUGGGACCUUUAUGGAUUUUGGGUGAUGUCUUUAUCGGACCAUAUUAUACUGAAUUUGACUUUGGAAACCAAAGAUUAGGUUUCGCUAAAACCAAAUAAUAACUUAACAGACAUCAAAUGAUACUUACAUUAAACACACAAUUGGAGCUUCAACCAUCUUUUCAUGCAAAAGAUAUUAUUCUUAAACCAAAUAACCUUUCAUAACUCUUUAAUCAUUUUGUGAAAUUGUUUAAAUAGUUCAAAUACGAAUUAUAAGGAUAGACCCGAGCUCGAUUGACAAAAUAUAAUUUUGUACUAAUAAUGUUUAUGAAAAGAACGAUUUUGAAAAGUUGUUAUUACUGAUCUUUAAAAAACAAUAUGUAACAUAUAUCUUCAUGAUUGGAAAUAGUCUAGAAAAAAAAUAAUUUUAAAAGA
This is a messenger RNA of Tetranychus urticae (two-spotted spider mite), 1727 nucleotides long. RefSeq names its product cathepsin D (gene cathD). NCBI's taxonomy places the organism in Eukaryota, Metazoa, Arthropoda, Arachnida, Trombidiformes, Tetranychidae. Gene Ontology annotation, molecular function: aspartic-type endopeptidase activity. Gene Ontology annotation, biological process: cell death; proteolysis. Gene Ontology annotation, cellular component: lysosome. The record is from RefSeq and is a predicted model, not a curated record.